This is a messenger RNA of Macaca mulatta (Rhesus monkey), 291 nucleotides long. Its product is annotated as late cornified envelope protein 2A-like. The record is from RefSeq and is a predicted model, not a curated record. NCBI's taxonomy places the organism in Eukaryota, Metazoa, Chordata, Mammalia, Primates, Cercopithecidae. Gene Ontology annotation, biological process: epidermis development.
AUGUCCUGCCAGCAGAACCAGCAGCAGUGUCAGCCCCCUGCCAAAUGCCCUUCCAAGUGUACUCUGAAAUGCCCCCCAAAGUGUCCAUCCCAGUGCACAGCACUAUGCCCAGUUUCUUCCUGCUGCAGUUCCAGCUCUGGGGGCUGCUGCAGCUCGGGAGGUGGUAGCUGCUGCCUGAGCCACUACAGGUGCCACAGGUCCCACUGCCACAGACCCCAGAGCUCCAAUUGCUGUGAAUGUGAGCCUUCACGGGGCUCCAGCUGCUGCCACAGCUCUGGGAGCUGCUGGUGA